This is a messenger RNA of Ruditapes philippinarum (Manila clam), 1266 nucleotides long. RefSeq lists its product as uncharacterized. The transcript is spliced from 3 exons. Bases 49 to 1266 code for a protein of 405 amino acids. Lineage: Eukaryota; Metazoa; Mollusca; Bivalvia; Venerida; Veneridae. The record is from RefSeq and is a predicted model, not a curated record.
UGGUUAUCUCAACAGAAGUGUGGCAACCGGAAAAAAGCUUAAUACCAGAUGGCAGAACGAGGCAAAUACAACAAUUCAGUACGAGGAUCUGAUGCAGACGUUGAGUACUCGUGCACACCGUGCGCCGACGAAGGCAAUGAUGAAAAGGCGUUGAAAUACUGUCCGGAAUGUAAAGAGUAUCUCUGUGCAGCGUGUAUGAAAUAUCAUCUUAAGUUUUCUGCAACGAAAAAAAACACGCUACAAGAUAACGAAUUCCAACGUUCUGAGAGAGAUUCCAUCGACACUACAUCGAAUGAGGACAAAAUGUUUAAAUGUCUCCAUCAUCCUGACAGGAAUAUCGAAAUGUAUUGCGGUGAUCAUGACAUGAUUUAUUGCUCUCUCUGUGUUGCUAAGAACCAUAGACAAUGCAGCGGAAUUCUAGAAGUUGAAGAAGCAACUGCUAAGAUUCUUAUAGACAAGCAAGACGACAUUUUACGACAGAUUGAUACUUUACAAGCUGAAAUACAAGCAACUAGACAGAAGAAAGAAGUCAAUCUGAUUGCACUUGAUCAGGACAAGAAUGAUAUUCUAAAAACCAUUGAAGACACAGAACUUUUGAUCAUCGACAAAGUCAAGGCAUUAGCUACAGAUGUGAAAGCAAUUACUUGUUUUAGGUAUGAUGGUCUGAAAAAGGAUAUUCAACAUGAAGAUUCGAUUCUUUUGUGUGCUAUAACUGAUACUGAUGAAGUAAGAAAAAAAAUUGAAACCCAAGCUCAUUUAGAUGCAAAGGGGCAAUUCUUAAGGUACAUUUUACACAAACAUACCUUUUCUAAAAUAAAAGAUAUGCAUUGUAGCGUAGAAAAAGAUGAAAAGAAAAUGAAAUGUUUUAAGAAUAACGAGUUUAUACAACAGGUAUCAACAGCUGAAUGGCUUCUUCGAGUUGUUGAAAGUAACAGUAGCGGUCCUACAACUGAGGAGCCAAUGUACAAAAAGUCACACAGAGAAAUAUCUGUUAAGGGAAACAGAGACGAGAAUACAUGCUCUAUACUUGGAAUUUGCCAGCUUAAUGAUGGUACAUUUUUGAUAGCGGAUAGAGAUAAUAAAUCUCUCAAAAGGCUGAAUAAAGACUUCAGUAUCAUUGGAGAACACAAUCUAGGUACUAGUCGUCCUAUAAGUAUGUGUUCGGUUGGCAAAAGUGAAGUAGCUGUAAAACUGGAAAAUCACACUGUACUAUUUGUUUCCAUUGAUGACACAUUUAUUGAAAAAACAGUAAUUUAUUAUUAUUAG